AGUGACAGUGACAUUAGUUGCCAGAACUUUUUAUUUUAGUGUUUAUUUUUCUUUUAUUGGAAAUAGGAGUUUAUUAUUUUCAAUAAAAUGUUAGAAGACGUAAAACAAGUUAUAUUAGUUCUAUCAGGAAAAGGUGGAGUGGGAAAAUCGACAGUGAGCACACAGUUAGCUUUAACUCUUAAAGAAAACGGAUUUAAGGUUGGGCUACUCGAUAUUGAUUUAUGUGGACCGAGUGUUCCCUAUCUUCUAAAUUUAGAAGACCAGAACAUUCAUCAAGGUCCAGAGGGUUGGAUUCCGGUGUAUUUAGACAAGGAAAAAAAGUUAGGUGUCAUGUCUAUUGGUUUUAUUCUGAAGUCUCGUAAUGACGCAGUUGUGUGGAGGGGACCUAAGAAAACAUCUAUGAUUAAACAGUUCUUGGAAGAUGUCUCUUGGCAGGAUUUGGACUAUCUCAUAAUCGAUACUCCUCCAGGAACGUCAGAUGAACACAUCACAGUGAUGGAGAACCUACGUCAGGUGCCUAAAUGCUCUGCAAUACUGGUUACAACUCCACAACAAGUUGCUAUAGAGGAUGUCCGUAAAGAAAUAACAUUUUGUCGAAAAACUGGUAUACCAAUCAUGGGCCUCAUUGAAAAUAUGAGUGGAUAUGAAUGUCCAACAUGCAGUGAAUGUACAAAUAUAUUUUCAACGGGAGGAGGGAAGUCCCUUGCAGAGAUAUCAAAGAUAAAAUAUCUGGGAAGUAUACCCAUAGACCCUAGAAUCGGGGCAUUAGCUGGCAAAGGUGUUGCCGCUGUGAAGGAGUUACCAGAAUGUACAACAAGCAAAGUUUUUAAUGACUUAAUAAAUUAUUUAUCAAACACAACUCCAAAUGGUUCAUAAAUUGUAAUAUUUCAAUUUAUAUCAAAUUGGGACUGAAAGUAACCAAUUAGUUAUUAAGAUAAUUUAAAAUAUAUUUGUUUUAUAUAUUACUUGUGAAAAUAUUCAAAAUAUAUUUUUAUUAUAUAUAGAAAUAAAAACCAUUAUAAGUACAUAAUAUUUACUAUAUACAAUUAAGUAUGUUGAAUGAAGCAUCAUCUCCGAGCCGUACCUAUUGAAGCUUUAAAGUUGUGUAAUUUCUUCUGUCUUUAUCCGUUACAGUGGAGAAAUAGGUAUUGAAAGAUUGUAUUAAAGAAGAAUAUAACUUGAAAAUGGA
Messenger RNA from Nymphalis io (European peacock), 1189 nucleotides. It is a transcript of the gene Nubp2, whose product is annotated as cytosolic Fe-S cluster assembly factor NUBP2 homolog. Gene Ontology annotation, cellular component: cytosol. The transcript is spliced from 4 exons. Gene Ontology annotation, biological process: iron-sulfur cluster assembly. Lineage: Eukaryota; Metazoa; Arthropoda; Insecta; Lepidoptera; Nymphalidae. The record is from RefSeq and is a predicted model, not a curated record. The coding region runs from base 88 to 876 and encodes 262 amino acids. Gene Ontology annotation, molecular function: ATP binding; 4 iron, 4 sulfur cluster binding; ATP-dependent FeS chaperone activity.